AUGGAAUUUGACGCCGGAAUUCCGAUGUCCCGAGCUGUCGUCGUCGUCGCUCCGUCUUCGUCGGUUGUGACCGCCGAAGGAACUUCUCUCUCGCCGUCCUUGAACGAAGGUUCAAUGUGGCAAGUUAACUUGAGAUCUAGUGAAGCAAUGGAAGCCGGGCCAUAUCCUGAACGCCCUGGCGAGCCGGAUUGUUCCUAUUAUAUAAGAACUGGUCUCUGUAGAUUUGGGGCCACUUGCCGAUUUAACCAUCCUCCUAACAGAAAGCUGGCUAUUGCUGCAGCAAGGAUGAAAGGUGAAUUUCCAGAAAGGAUUGGACAGCCUGAGUGUCAGUACUAUCUGAAGACUGGAACUUGCAAAUUUGGAGCAACAUGCAAGUUUCAUCAUCCUAAAGACAAGGCUGGGAUAGCUGGAAGAGUUUCCUUGAAUAUUCUCGGCUUCCCACUUCGACCAAAUGAGAUUGAGUGUGCUUACUAUUUAAGAACGGGUCAAUGCAAGUUUGGGAGCACAUGUAAAUUUCAUCAUCCUCAACCGAAUAAUUUAAUGCUUCCAUUACGGGGUUCUCCUAUAUAUCCUACUGUUCAAUCUCCAACAAAUCCUGGCCAGCAAUCCUACCCAGCUGGACUUACAAACUGGUCAAGGGCGUCCUAUAUUACCAGCCCACGCUGGCAAGCUCCUUCCAGUUACACACCCUUAAUCGUACCCCAGGGAGUUGUUUCUGUUCCCGGUUGGAACUCAUACAGUGGUCAGGUGGGUUCAGUUUCAUCACCUGAUAGCCAGCAACAAAGUGGAAAUAGUCAGAUAUACGGUAACUCCCUCCAGAAUGAGACGACGAGUACCGACCCAUACCGUUCUGGUUCAGUCUCUGUUGGAUUUUAUGCAUUGCAGGGGGACAAUGUGUUUCCCGAGAGACCUGGACAACCUGAAUGCCAGUAUUAUAUGAAGACCGGUGACUGUAAGUUUGGUGCAGUUUGUAGAUUUCAUCACCCAAGAGAAAGACUCAUCCCUGCUCCAGACUGUGUAUUGAGCCCUAUAGGCCUCCCCUUACGUCCGGGAGAGCCGCUGUGUAUCUUCUACUCCCGAUACGGGAUUUGCAAGUUUGGUCCGAGCUGCAAGUUCGACCACCCCAUGGGAAUCUUCACAUACAAUCUCUCAGCAUCAUCAUCUUCUGCUGUUGAUGCCCCUGUUCGACGUUACCUGGGGUCAUCUUCAGGACCGGCUUCACUAGCUCUAUCCCCGGAAGGUCUCGUGGAAGCUACAGCGAACUCCGGAAUGCAGAGGAGACUCUCAUUGUCAGAGCCGAGACAGAUGACUUCUUCCGGUGACGAUCAUAACAUUGAUGCAGACGGAUGA
This is a messenger RNA of Linum trigynum, 1350 nucleotides long. The record is from the annotation of a GenBank genome assembly. Lineage: Eukaryota; Viridiplantae; Streptophyta; Magnoliopsida; Malpighiales; Linaceae.